Molecule: messenger RNA, 1302 nt
Organism: Penicillium longicatenatum
Lineage: Eukaryota; Fungi; Ascomycota; Eurotiomycetes; Eurotiales; Aspergillaceae
Product: succinate--CoA ligase subunit beta
Exons: 6
Coding region: 1-1302 (433 amino acids)
Biological process (GO): succinyl-CoA metabolic process; tricarboxylic acid cycle
Cellular component (GO): succinate-CoA ligase complex; mitochondrion
Molecular function (GO): metal ion binding; ATP binding; succinate-CoA ligase (ADP-forming) activity
Source: RefSeq, a predicted model, not a curated record
AUGAUUCCCUGGCGUCCGACUUCGCGUCUGCUUCGAUGUGCCCGAAUCCCAUCAAAGUCCCAAAGACGAGGGCUGGGACUACUGGAAUUCAAUUCCCACAAGCUUUUGAGACAUUUCGAUAUUCCAGUGCCGAAUGGGCAUGUGGUCACGAAUCCAGAAGAGGCGCAGAGGGUGGUGUCUACCAUCCAUGCACCCUCAGUAAUCAAAGCACAGGUUCUAGCGGGCGGCCGAGGAAAAGGAAAGUACAGCAGCGAUGGCAAAGGAGGAGUCCGCAUAGUUAAUACACCUACCGAGGCAUACGAUAAUGCCAGCAACAUGCUCGGAUAUUACCUGACAACAAAGCAAACACCACCAGAGGGCCUCCUAGUGAACAAGCUCUACAUCUACAAAGCCGUGGAUGUUGCCCAAGAACUAUACGUCGCAUUGACAUUCGAUCGCGACCGCGGCAUGCCCGUCCUCCUCAUAUCCGAUGACGGCGGCGUUAACAUCGAGUCCAAUGUCGGGAAACUCCAGAAGUUCUGGUUCCACAUGCCACACGGGAUCGGCCCAGAAAUUUUCGCCUAUAUCCAAGCGCAACUGGGAUUCUCCGAUUCGGAAAUGGCAACUAUGUCGCAUAUUAUUCAUCAAAUGGUUGAGCUUUUCGAGGAAAAGGAUGCUACUCUCCUUGAGCUGAAUCCGCUUGUGCGAACACCUGAGGGAGACUUCGUGUGUCUUGAUGCGAAGUUCACGUUUGAUAAUUCGGCGAGGUUUCGACAACAGGGUCUUUUUGGGUUGGAGGAACGGUCUCCUGAAGAGGAAUUGGAGUUUGAGGCUUCGCAGUUGGGGCUUUCGUAUGUGAGGCUUGAUGGGUAUAUUGGUAAUAUUGUCAAUGGUGCUGGGCUUGCUAUGGCCACGAAUGAUUUGAUUGAUUUGUGUGGUGGCAAGUGUGCUAAUUUCCUUGAUGUCGGUGGGGGAGCAACGAAGGAGACUCUGUCGAAGGCUUUUGAGAUUCUGAAUAAUGAUCCGCGAAUUAAGGGGAUUUUGGUGAACAUUUACGGUGGUAUUGUGCGAUGCGACAUGAUUGCCGAGUCUAUAGUUGCCGCCGCGGCGGAAACAGGUGGAUUCAAGAUACCGGUCGUGGUGCGCUUGCAAGGUACUAAUUGUGACAAGGGCCUGAAGUUGGUGAGUACUCCUCAAAAUGGUAUUGCUUGCAGUGCUGAAAUGUCCAAGAUUGAGAACUCGAACACGGGGAAUCUUACAGUUGAGCCCGAUUUCGAGGCUGCUGCUCAAACAAUUGUUCGACUCACUGGAAAGUCUGAAUAG